Messenger RNA from Diospyros lotus (date-plum), 1772 nucleotides. RefSeq names its product ribosomal RNA small subunit methyltransferase, mitochondrial-like. Gene Ontology annotation, molecular function: rRNA (adenine-N6,N6-)-dimethyltransferase activity. NCBI's taxonomy places the organism in Eukaryota, Viridiplantae, Streptophyta, Magnoliopsida, Ericales, Ebenaceae. Gene Ontology annotation, biological process: rRNA methylation. The record is from RefSeq and is a predicted model, not a curated record. The transcript has 2 exons. Gene Ontology annotation, cellular component: mitochondrial matrix. Bases 1 to 1362 code for a protein of 453 amino acids.
AUGAGGCUGAAAAAUAAGGAGAGCGGGCCUGAAGCGCUUCGUUGCAGCCCAUUGGAUUGUCAGACAGAGUUCAGUCCCAAACCCAACUCAAGCAGUCAAGCAUCUUCGAUUGAACCUCCAACUUUCAACUGUAUUGUCAUCCCCGCCAGUUUUUCAGUGUUGAGCGCAAAUCGGCCGGGGGGUGAGCGCAAGUCACGGAUGAUUCGCCGUCCAAAAUCUCUCCCAGUCUCCAUUUACAGGCUGGGACUCCGUCGAUGUUUUCAGCUAGAACAACUUCGUUCCAAGUCUAGCCGACGGUACAGACUUGGAGACGGCGAACGCGAUGGUGAUAUGAUCCGAAAGCCGAAGGAAGAUCGAGAAGGGAAGAUACGUCUGUUGAAGAGUAGGGGCCAGCACAUCCUGACCAAUCGACGAGUUCUGGACUCUAUUGUUCACAACUCCGACGUCAAGCCGACGGACACGGUGCUCGAGGUCGGACCCGGCACCGGAAAUCUCACUCUGAGGCUCCUCGAGGCUGCCGAAACGGUUGUGGCAAUCGAAAUCGAUAGACGAAUGGUCGAGAUUCUUCGCGGCCGCGCUGAAGAAGGUGGGCUUGAGGAUCGGCUUAAAAUUAUAGGCGGGGACGCGUUGAAGACUGAGUUUCCGAGGUUUGAUCUCGUUGUGGCGAACAUUCCAUAUGGAAUAUCUUCCCCUCUAGUGGCUAAAUUCGUGUUUGGGGCGAACCCAUUUCGGAGCGCAACUCUUCUCCUUCAGAAGGAGUUUGCUCGGCGGCUAUUGGCCAAUCCCGGAGACUCUGAGUACAACCGCUUGGCUGCAAAUGUCAAGCUGGUGGCCAAUGUGGAGUUUAUUAUGGAUGUCAGCAAGAGAGACUUUGUACCCUGUCCAAAAGUUGAUUCUUCAGUUGUCAAAAUCUGGCGUAGACCCGAAAUUCCUGAUAUCGAUCUUCACGAGUGGUUGGCCUUCACGAGAACGUGCUUCAGCAAGAAAAACAAAACCUUGGGCGCGACGUUUAAGAAGAAGAAGAAGGUGAUAGAGCUGUAUAGGUUGUCAACAUUAUCAGGCUCUAAUGGAGAAAAUACAGGGAAUUGUUACAGUGGUGACUCUAGUCACGAUGAAGAGGAAGAAGAUGAAGAAAGUGCGGGGGAUGAAGCCGCCUGCUCUUUGUCAGAAAUGGAGAUGAAUCUGUUCAGGGAGAACAUAGUUGGAAUCCUGAAAUCUAGUGGUUUCCACGAUAAAAGACCUUCAAAGCUGUGUAACGAGGAGUUGCUGGAUUUACUUUUCAAGUUCAAUCAAGCUGGAAUAUGGUUUCAAGAUCGUGUAAGACCAAGAGAUGCAGCAUUUACUGCUUCGUACGGCCCAUGAAACUACAGUUGUGAUGCACAUCAACUAUGGAAGUAAACCUAAACCAGCCUUAUUAAUUUAUUUUAUUUAUGCACCUAUCACAAGGCCCUCUACUCAUUGGCCCCUCAGCAUCGUAGAGGAGUAAAUCAGGGAUGUGCCUCGCACUGAUCAAGACUCGAACACGGGUUCACGACCGAGGGCCUAGAGAGCAACACCUCCGCAAGAACUUUCCGCGUCUUCCUAUUGCCAGCGGAGAUAUGCCCCUGGGGGCUAAGCCAGUCUUAUUUUGCCACUGGCUUCUAUGAUUUUGGCCAUUGUUUCACAGUCAAAGAUCAUCUGUACCGUGCUGCAAGCGUGUGGAAACCUAGAUGUAGCUAAAGAAAUGCUUUGGAAAGAUGAGGAAUUACAGAAAGGAGGAGGAUUUUCCUUCA